Aspergillus fijiensis CBS 313.89 is the source of this 3056-nucleotide messenger RNA. RefSeq names its product phosphatidylinositol 3-kinase VPS34. The coding region runs from base 41 to 2749 and encodes 902 amino acids. NCBI's taxonomy places the organism in Eukaryota, Fungi, Ascomycota, Eurotiomycetes, Eurotiales, Aspergillaceae. Gene Ontology annotation, cellular component: membrane; endosome; phosphatidylinositol 3-kinase complex, class III, type II. Gene Ontology annotation, biological process: phosphatidylinositol-3-phosphate biosynthetic process; autophagy of peroxisome; phosphatidylinositol-mediated signaling. The transcript is spliced from 2 exons. Gene Ontology annotation, molecular function: 1-phosphatidylinositol-3-kinase activity. The record is from RefSeq and is a predicted model, not a curated record.
ACUUGAUACUGUCUGGCUUCUGAGUAUCCGAACUCUCAGGAUGGAGGCCUUUACCUUCGCCGUCUCCACCCAGGUGGACUUUCCCAUCCACGUCAAGGUUGGCUCUCUAGAGGGAAAGCAGAAGGAAAUCUCCUUUUCCGUCCUCCUCCAACGGCCGGAUCUCCGUCACCUUGGCUCCGCUCAAAACCCUCACUCGGAUCUGUUCGUCACCGUGCAAUUAUGGUCCGAAUCCAAACCGCUGGGAGUACCUCUACAGACCCAAUACAAGGCGUUCAAAUCCGCGAGGUCAUGGAAUGAGUGGCUGCAAAUGCCCGUCUCAAUCAAAGACGCUCCCCUGAAGAGUCAGUUAGCUAUCACGGUCUGGGACUUAUCACCGUUCGGCGGCGAGGGAGCUCAUGGCCAUUACGUACCAUUCGGUGGAACAACAAUCCCACUCUUCGACGCGGACGGGAAGUUGAAGAUGGGCAGGCAGAAAUGCAAGAUAUACCGGCAUCGAGCUGCGGAUGGGUUCUCUUCGACCACCACCCCAUCUACUCCACCCCCCAAGCGUCGGAAAGCAAACGCUCCUGACCCACUGGGUCCGUCGUUGGAAGAAAUGGAGCUGGAAAGAGUUGAGGUGCUGAUUAAGAAGCAUGAGAUGGGGGAGCUGCCGCGUAUCGACUGGAUGGACCAGAUGGUCUUCCGACAAUUGGAGAGAUUGAAGCUCAAUGCUGAGGAGGCCGCGAGGAAACGGGCCAUACGCAUGAAGGCCAUCAAACACAAAAGCUCCGACGGCCGGAUAGAGGAUGGUGACGAUUCCGACGAAGAUAAGGUGGACGAUGAGAAUUUUACCCUCUACGUCGAAUUUCCCCGAUUCGACCAUCCCAUCGUUUGGGCUGACCACGAGUAUCCCGCCCCGCCAAUCUCGACAUAUCCCCCAAAUGCGCCCAUGAACACGAGUGCUCCGCUCAAACCCCUUCCAGAAGUCCGAUUUGGCCCCGGUAUUGAGGGUGCCGAUGGCAGUGGUGUGAUCAGGAUAUACGACCCCGAAGUCGGACAGACAGGAAAUCCAUGUGAGGACAAGCACCGAAGACUGAUUCGGAGCACCCGUACGGGCAUUAUGGAUCGGGAUUUGAAGCCAAACCCUAAGAUUCGCGACGAACUCAAUGUGAUUCUAUCAUACGAGCCCACUCAGGAUUUAACAGCAGAGGAGAAGGACCUUGUAUGGCGUUUUAGAUACUACCUGACGCGCGAAAAGAGGGCCCUCACUAAGUUUGUCAAGUCUGUAAACUGGCGUGACGUUGGCGAAGCACAUCAGGCAGUGGAAAUUCUGCCGAAAUGGACGGAAAUCGAUGUGGACGACGCACUCGAACUACUAGGGCCGACUUUUGACAACGCCGCGGUCCGUUCAUAUGCGGUGGAGAGACUCCGCAAAUCUGACGACGAGGAACUGCUACUCUAUCUGCUGCAACUAGUGCAGGCACUCAAAUACGAAGAAAAUCCAGAGGGCGCCGCAGGGGACGCUGCUCAUGACUCGUCGCUAGCUAACUUCCUCGUCACGCGCGCCGCAAACAAUUUCAAAUUAGGCAGCUAUCUACACUGGUACCUGAUGGUCGAAUGCGACGACACUGGGCCGGGUACAUUGUCCGCGCAACGCAGACUCUUCGCGAGGGUGGAAUAUUAUUUCAUGACAGAAUUGGAGCAGAUACAACCGGAGCAUCGUAAGACACUGCUACGGCAGGGCGAGCUCGUGGUCAUACUCACCAAGAUCGCGAAAGACGUCCGCUUCUCCCGCGAUAACCGCAUCCUCAAAAUCGAGAAGCUAAAGAAAUUCCUCAAAGACCCGAAACACGAACUGCUCCAGAUCGAUCCCCCAUUGCCACUGCCCCUAGACCCGGAGAUCAUGGUGACCGGCUGCCACCCGGACGAAGCCAACGUCUUCAAAUCCUCCCUCUCGCCGCUGCAGAUUGUCUUCAAGACCGCGGACGGCCGCAAAUACCCUAUAUUGUUCAAGGUCGGCGACGACCUCCGACAAGACCAGCUGGUCAUUCAGAUCAUCAUCCUCAUGGACCGCCUCCUCCAGAAAGAGAACCUCGACCUCAAACUCACCCCCUACCGCAUCCUAGCCACCAACGCCACCGCGGGCGCCGUGCAGUUCAUCCCCUCGGCCUCCCUAUCCGCCAUUUCGGCCAAAUACAAAUCCGUGCUCGCCUACCUCAAGGAGAACAACCCGGACGACACCGAGCCCCUCGGCGUCCGCAAGGAGACCAUGGACACCUACAUCAAGUCCUGCGCGGGGUACUGCGUCAUCACCUACCUCCUCGGCGUCGGCGACCGCCACCUGGAGAACCUGCUCCUCACCCCGGACGGCCACUUCUUCCACGCCGACUUCGGCUUCAUCCUCGGCCGCGACCCCAAACCGUUCGCCCCGAUGAUGAAGCUCUGCAAGGAGAUGGUCGAGGGCAUGGGCGGCACCACCUCCCCCCUGUACCUCCAGUUCAAGCAGUACUGCUUCACCGCCUACACCACGCUCCGCAAGUCCGCCAACCUGAUCCUGAACCUGUUCAGUCUGAUGGUCGACGCCAACAUCCCGGACAUCCGCGUCGAGCCGGACAAGGCCGUCCUCAAGGUCAAGGAGCGUUUUCACCUGGAAAUGACCGAGGAAGAGGCCAUCCGGCACUUCGAGCAGCUCAUCGGGGACAGCGUGAACGCCAUCUUCGGGGUGGUCAUCGAUCGGUUGCAUGAGUUUGUGCAGGGGUGGAGGGCUUGAUUCGGCUCCUUUUUUAUUGAUGGAUUCUUUCUAUAGCGAUGUUUACAAAUGUUCCGAGUCAUUGGGCAAUUCUUAGAAUAGGCAUGUAGGAGUCAGGCGCUCUCCAGAUGGGACGGAUGGGCGCAGAUUUACUUUUUUCCCCCUUGCUUUCCCUAUCCUUCAAAUGCCUCUACAUAGACAUGAAACAACGGGCGGUCAAUACCCUCUGUUCAGUUUCGCCUUUUCACGAUUUUCACAGAGAGACAAGAAUCCUUACCGUGCUCCUGGAAUCAUAAUCACAUAGAUAGACACAAGUCUAUUCACCUGG